Messenger RNA from Naumovozyma dairenensis CBS 421, 777 nucleotides. It is a transcript of the gene PET20, whose product is annotated as Pet20p. Gene Ontology annotation, cellular component: mitochondrion. The transcript has a single exon. The coding region runs from base 1 to 777 and encodes 258 amino acids. The record is from RefSeq and is a predicted model, not a curated record. NCBI's taxonomy places the organism in Eukaryota, Fungi, Ascomycota, Saccharomycetes, Saccharomycetales, Saccharomycetaceae.
AUGUUCAAUAUAGCUACUUUUAACAAAUCCAGCAUAAGCAUUCUUUCAAAGAAUUCAAGGCGAUUUCAAUCAUCAGUUACCUUUUUAAAUAAUCAGACUUUACAACAACAGCAGAAGAAUCAAUCGAAGAGUUCGAAAAAGAAACACAACCAACAACAGCAGCAUAAGGAGAAACUAUCAUUAUACCAUACAAAUGCUAAAAAGAAUAUAGAUACAUCAACAAACAACAAGAGCUCAUUAGUAAAUCUACAAAGAAAAAAAGUGUUGAAUUUUUCCAGAUUGCCCAAAAUAACACCACCAUCCAAUUUAAGACAUCAAGAUAUCUCGAUGAAAUUACUUUAUUCAGGUUAUAGACCAUUAUUCAUUCCAAAUGGAUCAUUCCAACAAGGACAAAAAAAUAAUGGAUCUACUUUAUACGAAUUUGCUAUGAAAUUAGAUGAAUUUAAAAAAGAUAAGAAUAGUACGAUUUGGGACACCUCAGCCACAGGUGUCGAAACUUUUACUGAAUGGGAUAAUGUUCCUGAGUCAGUAAUAAGGAAUUUGAAACCAUUCCAAAAACCAACGAGUCCUUCUCAUAUGACGACAACGACGACGUCGUUAGAUGAGAAGUUGGAAGUGGAUGGUUCUUUAAAGAAGGAAUUUAAAAAGUUACAAGUGGAAGUUUUCUUGAAAAAAAUGACUGAUAUUUUGAAAAGGAAAAGUAAAGGAAGGAAGAAACCAAUUGUUAGUUUGUUACAAUUAAAGGCAAAAUUACAAAAUGAAGGUAAUGAUGAUUAA